Messenger RNA from Peronospora matthiolae, 1374 nucleotides. NCBI's taxonomy places the organism in Eukaryota, Oomycota, Peronosporomycetes, Peronosporales, Peronosporaceae. The record is from the annotation of a GenBank genome assembly.
AUGGAGCGUCUCUUAUCAAGCGUGUACGCCCGGGAGCCGCACGUGAAAGUGGCGGUGGCGGUAACUGGCGGUGGUGUUUCUGCAGCUGAAGUCCUUUUUCGUCCAGGAUCGUCGUCCACCAUGCAGCACUUUGUUGUUCCCUAUUCACGUGCGAGUCUGCAGUCAUUUCUGGGCGCAGUCUCUCCGACGUCUUCUACGCUCAAAUUUUGCUCAGCGGAGACGUCGGAAUGCAUGGCAUUUGCUGCAUGGAAAAAGGCAAACGACAUGACGAGGCAAGAAGCAGAGGAACACGACGCCCAAGCUGCUGUUUUAGUGAGCAGCGCUGUGCAGCGAUUUAGCACCUCUUUAGGGAUCGCGUGCACUGCUGGACUUGCUACCAACUGGGCCAAAAAGGGUCCACACGAGUGCUUCUUGUCCGUUUGUCAGGCUCGCUUUAGUUCCAAAAACCGCACGUACUUGCGGCCGCAGUGUGAAACGUACCACCUCCAAUUCGACAAGACGCUGGGACGCUCAAGAACGGAAGAAGACCACAUUGUGAGUCGGUGGCUUGUGUUUCUCCUGGCCAAGGCUGCAGAUGUGGAUUCAGAGACUUGCCAUGCUUUUCAUGAUGAAUUGACGUCUGCUCAGGUUGGAAAUGAUACUGUCGUGAGGGUGACAGCAUGUGAAGGGCACAACGAUGACCCACUGGAUGGCAUUUGUUGUGGCCCGUCGGGCCAGUUGACAAGUGUUGCCUUCUUACCGGAAGAAUCGAAAGUCGGCGGGACUACUGCUCCAAUUGCUGCCCAAGGAUUUGAGUUCCGUGGGCUCGUGCUGCCAGGAUCGUUCAAUCCACUCCACAAGGGCCAUGUCGAUCUCGCACGUGUAACUCAGCAGCUCAUAGAGUCGCGCACGGGACUGAAGAUGCCAGUGGCGUUUGAGCUUGCCGUGUCGAAUGCAGACAAGGGUGCAAUCGACUCAUCUACAAUCUCAUCACGCGUCGCACAAAUCACGCACGGCAGCGGUACUUCCCCAUUGGGCGCUUGGUCGGUACUUAUUACAAAUGCCCCACUAUUCGGCCAGAAAGCCCAGCUUUUCCCUGGGUGUAUAUUUGCUAUAGGCGCCGACACAGCAGUACGCCUUGUGGACAAGAAAUACUACGACAUGGACGAGCACAAGAUGGUGCUGGCAUUGGACCGCAUUGCUCGCAGCGACUGUUCUUUCGUGGUCGCUGGAAGGUUUGACAACAAGGUGGCAAAGAGGUACAUCUCUGCUGAAGAAGUGGUGGAAAAGCACGUCCCGCCAGUGUUCCGCCACCUCUUUGUUCCGCUACCCGAGACAGUUUUCCGGAACGACGUCUCUUCGACUGACAUCCGACGACAGAUGGCUACCACGUAA